CAUUUGUUAAAGCAGUAGGGAGUUUCUGCAAGGGUCUGGAUUGGAGUUUCACAGACCGGACCCUACGUGUAUGAUUGAGGACACAAACAGGAUUUCCCUUGCCUCAAAGAGUCUACAUGUCUAAUAUUUAGACAUGUUCAGCUUUGUGGAUAUCCGGUUAGGGCUGCUGCUCUCCGCAGCAGUACUUUUGGUGAGAGGACAAGGAGAGGAUGACAUCUCAUACGGUAGCUGUUCGUUGGACGGUCAGUCUUACAACGACAAGGAUGUAUGGAAACCUGAGCCAUGCCAAAUCUGUGUCUGUGACAGUGGAACCAUUAUGUGCGACGAGGUGAUCUGUGAGGAUACAUCCGACUGUGCCAACCCAGAGAUUCCCGACGGAGAAUGCUGCCCCAUCUGCCCCGACGAUGGAGAAGAGUUCCCAGGAUAUGUGCCUCCAGAUCCUGAUCCUAAGACUCCUGGCUCUCCUGGACCAAAAGGUGACCCGGGUCUUCCAGGUUCUCCUGGUAAUGAUGGCAUUCCCGGAGAGAAUGGACUCCCUGGACCUCCUGGUCCUCCUGGAACCCCUGGAAUUCCUGGCCUUGGUGGCGGAUCUUUCCUCUCCCAAAUGGCUUAUGGCAGUGAAAAAUCCAGCGGCCAAGCUGUUCAAGGAUCACCAGGCCCCAUGGGUGCCCGUGGCCCUCCAGGACCCUCAGGUUCACCUGGCCCUCAGGGAUUCACUGGCCCCCCAGGCGAACCUGGUGAGCCUGGUUCUCCUGGUCCAAUGGGUACUCGCGGCAGUGCUGGUCCUCCUGGAAAGAACGGAGAAGACGGUGAAGCUGGCAAAUCAGGUCGCCCUGGUGAGCGUGGACCUGCUGGCCCUCAGGGUGCUCGUGGGUUCCCUGGAACCCCAGGACUCCCCGGCAUCAAGGGACACAGAGGUUUCUCUGGUCUAGAUGGAGCUAAGGGAGAUGCUGGCAUUGCUGGACCUAAGGGAGAGGCUGGUUCCCCGGGUGAGAGUGGUACUCCUGGAGCCAUGGGCCCUCGUGGUCUGCCUGGUGAGAGAGGCCGCCCUGGUUCCCCUGGCCCUUCUGGCGCUCGUGGUAAUGAUGGCAACACUGGUGCUGCUGGACCUCCUGGACCUACUGGCCCAGCUGGUCCUCCUGGAUUCCCUGGUGGUGCUGGUGCUAAGGGAGAGACUGGCACUGCUGGCGGCCGCGGUUCAGAGGGACCUCAAGGAGCCCGUGGUGAGCCUGGCAACCCUGGACCUGCUGGUGCCUCUGGCCCUGCUGGUGCUCCUGGAUCUGAUGGUGCACCUGGUGGCAAAGGUUCUCCUGGUGCUGCUGGUAUUGCUGGUGCUCCUGGUUUCCCUGGUUCCCGUGGACCAGCUGGAACCACUGGCCCUAGUGGUGCACCUGGCCCAAAGGGUAACAACGGUGAUCCUGGUCUCCAAGGCCCUAGAGGAGAAGCUGGUCCUAAGGGAGAGCCUGGCCCAGCUGGACCUCAAGGUCUUUCUGGACCUGCUGGUGAGGAGGGAAAGAGAGGAGCUCGUGGUGAGCCUGGUGGUGCUGGACCAGUUGGACCUCCUGGAGCUCGUGGUGCACCUGGCAAUCGCGGUCUUCCUGGUUCUGAUGGAGCACCUGGCCCCUUGGGUUCCAAUGGUGAGCGUGGAGCCAAUGGACCAAUGGGAGCUCAAGGAGCUUCUGGAGAGGCUGGCCGCCCAGGAGAGCCAGGUUUGCCUGGAUCAAGGGGUGUGACUGGUGCCCCUGGAAGCCCUGGCCCUGAUGGCAAAGCUGGACCUGCUGGUGCACCUGGACAAGAUGGCCGCCCUGGACCCGGAGGACCUUCUGGAUCUCGUGGUGCACCUGGUGUGAUGGGAUUCCCUGGUCCCAAGGGAACUGAUGGUGAGGCUGGUAAGCCCGGUGAUAGAGGUGUUGCUGGACCCCCUGGUGCCUUGGGCGCUCCUGGCAAAGAUGGUGAUAUUGGUGCUCCUGGUGCCUCAGGACCUGCUGGACCCCCUGGAGAGAAGGGAGAACAGGGAUCCGCUGGUUCCCCCGGAUUCCAGGGUCUUCCAGGUACACAGGGUGCCACUGGUGAGAGUGGAAAACCUGGUGAUCAGGGUGCUCCUGGAGAGGUUGGUCCUUCUGGUCCUGCUGGCCCAAGAGGUGACAGAGGUUUCCCUGGUGAACGUGGUGGACCUGGAUCUGCUGGUCCUAUUGGUCCUCGUGGAGCCCCUGGUUCUCCUGGUAACGAUGGUGCUAAGGGAGAGCCUGGUGUUGCUGGAGCCCCUGGUGGUGUUGGUCCUUCUGGAUUGCAGGGAAUGCCCGGAGAGCGGGGUGCAGGUGGCAUGCCUGGAGCAAGAGGAGACAGAGGAGACGCUGGACCCAAGGGCCUUGAUGGAGGUCCUGGCAAGGAUGGCCUGCGUGGUAUGACCGGCCCUAAUGGACCUCCUGGACCCAGUGGUGCUCCUGGUGAGAAGGGAGAGCCUGGUGGUGCUGGCCCUCCAGGACUGACUGGUUCUCGUGGUUCCCCUGGUGAGCGUGGAGAGGUUGGUGCCCCUGGACCUGCUGGAUUUGCUGGACCCCCUGGUGCCAAUGGUCAGCCUGGCUCUAAGGGAGAGACUGGUGACUCUGGACCCAAGGGUGAUGCUGGAGCUCCAGGACCUCCUGGACCCGUCGGAGGUUCUGGCCCACAGGGACCUGCUGGUGCUACUGGAGCUAAGGGUGCUCGUGGUGGUGCUGGACCUCCUGGUGCCGCUGGAUUCCCUGGUGCUGCUGGCAGAGUUGGACCUCCAGGUCCUUCUGGUGUUUCUGGACCACCUGGCCCAAUUGGUCCUGCUGGUAAAGAAGGGCAAAGAGGUGCCCGUGGUGAUAAGGGACCUGCUGGUCGCCCUGGUGAGGCUGGUGCUGCUGGACCCCCAGGACCAUCUGGAGAGAAGGGUAGCGUUGGUCCUGAUGGCCCUGCUGGUCCUUCUGGUGCUCCUGGUCCCCCUGGUGUUAUUGGAUCCCGUGGUAUUGUUGGUCUUUCUGGACAGAGGGGAGAGAGAGGUUUCUCUGGACUCCCUGGACCUUCUGGAGAGCCAGGAAAGCAGGGACCCUCUGGCCCUGUUGGUGAGCGUGGACCUCCUGGACCUAUGGGCCCCCCUGGACUGAGUGGAGCUCCUGGUGAAGCUGGUCGUGAGGGUAACACUGGACAUGAUGGUCCACCUGGUCGUGAUGGUCCACCUGGACCCAAGGGAGAUCGUGGUGAGAAUGGUAAUGCUGGUCCUCAUGGUGCUCCUGGAGCUCCUGGUGCCCCUGGCCCCAUGGGUCCAGCUGGCAAGAAUGGUGAACGUGGAGAGGCUGGUUCUGCUGGUGCAGCUGGUCCUUCUGGCCCCGCUGGUGUCCGUGGUCCUCAGGGUCCUGCUGGUUCUCGUGGAGACAAGGGUGAAGCCGGUGAGACUGGAGAGAGAGGCAUGAAGGGACACCGGGGAUUCUCUGGAAUGGCUGGAGUUCCUGGACCUCCAGGAUCUCCUGGUGACCAAGGACCUGCUGGACCUUCUGGACCCGCUGGCCCUCGUGGACCUUCUGGCUCUAAUGGUGCACCUGGUAAGGAUGGUAUGAAUGGUAUUCCUGGACCCACCGGACCCCCUGGACCUCGUGGUCGCUCUGGAGAAAUGGGAUCUGCUGGUGCUCCUGGUAUUCCUGGACCUCCCGGCCCUCCUGGACCUCCUGGUAUCGGUGAGUCCUUCAUGCACAUGCCCCAGCCCGAGAAGGCUGCAGAUCCUAUGCGUGGAGGCUACAGGGCUGAUGAUGCUAGCGUCCGCGACCGUGAUGCUGACGUUGACACUUCCCUGAAAUCCCUGAGCCAGAAGAUUGAGAACAUCCGCAGUCCUGAAGGAACCAAGGCCAACCCUGCUCGCAUGUGCCGUGACCUCAGGAUGUCCCAAUCUGACUGGAAGAAUGGUUUUUACUGGGUGGACCCCAACCAGGGCUCUCCUCUGGAUGCCAUCAAGGUCUAUUGCAACAUGGAGAAUGGUGAGACCUGUGUCAACCCAUCUCAGGCCACCAUACCCAUGAAGAACUGGUACACUAGCAAGAACAGUGUGAAGAAACACGUUUGGUUUGGAGAGUCCAUGCCUAAUGGCUUCCAGUUCCAGUAUGGCAGUGAGGGCUCAGAUCCAGAAGAUGUCAACAUCCAACUAACCUUCAUGCGCCUGAUGUCCAACGAGGCAUCUCAGAACAUCACCUACCACUGCAAGAACAGCGUAGCCUACAUGGACGAGGCCACAGGCAACCUGAAGAAGGCUCUGCUCCUGCAGGGCUCCAACGACAUCGAGAUCAGAGCAGAGGGCAACAGCCGCUUCACAUACAGAGUCAGCGAGGAUGGCUGCACGUCACACACUGGCACAUGGGGCAAGACAGUCAUUGACUAUAAGACAACGAAAACAUCUCGUCUGCCAAUCAUUGAUAUCGCUCCUAUGGACAUUGGUGCUCCCAAUCAGGAAUUCGGUGUAGAAGUUGGCCCAGUCUGCUUCUUGUAAAAAUAAAAAAAUCUGGACAUGACUUAGCUGUUUUUUCCUAGCUCUUCAAAUCUUUUCCUGUUCAUAAACAAACUCUUAUUCGGCUUCAAUCGGUCCAUGCACUUAAACCUGAAUCUCUGAGGACGGUGCUUUUUGUGAUUUCCAUCUUGAGAAACCUUCUUAAAACAAUGUUUAAAAGAAAAUCCAGGACCACUACAUUAGCCCCUCAUCGACAGCAUGGACACUUAGUGAGAAUCCUUUGCGUCAACUGACAACAAGAAAAUAAUAUAUACUUGUAAAAUGCCCCACCCCCUGGAGUCCAAUGAAAAACAAGUCAGCUCAUGUGACUUUUUUGCCAUUUUUUUUGACCACUCCAAAAGGACAAUGAAAAACAAGCAAAUGCUAAUGUACCAUUCUCUGGUGUUGAAUAAAUAUGACAAACGACAGCCAAGUGUCUUGUUCAUUCUAACCAAAAGUGAGAUAAAACAUCACAUAAGUUAGGUAAAAUGGUACGCGGUACACCUUCAUCUUCAUUUAAAGGCUACCUCAGGACAAAAAAGUGCAUGCAACUUCAAGUUUUGGGGAAUAUGAGGGCAGUUGUUUUUAACUCUAGCGAGGAUCACGAAGUAAAAACAAUAGGCAAGAAAAGGUGCUACAUCCUCUUUAGGUCCUGUCUGUGGUGUGUAUGUAUUUAAAACAAAAAUUCAUUUUUACUGUCACUUACACUUGCAGGGCCUUUUUGGUGCUAAAUGUCAACAGAAUGUCUUGGUGUCAAUGUGAUGCAAUUGCUUUUAUCAAAGUGUCAGCUAAGAAGGAGAGAAAAUAGCUGGAUAGAAUGGUUACUGUAUAUUUGCACUUAAUCUGAAAUGGGUUAAGUGGAUGGACUGAUUGCCAGUUUGUCUCAUUUCUAAGACCCAGCCAACCCCCCCGCCCCGCCCCACACACACGCCUAUAAUUCUGACGUUUCCACAGAAGUCUUAUUUGUGUCUGUACACUCCUCACCUCAUUUCCAGAUUUUAUUUCUACUUUCCAAAUCCAGUGCACACCUUUUUGUCUAUUUUAUUUUUUGUUUGUUUAAUUUUUUUUUUUUGUGAAAAAGAAAAAUAAGCGGGAAAAAAGAAAACCACAGAAGAAAUAGACCCUCCAAUGGUUCCAACAAAGGAUCUGUACUUAUUUUGUACAUGUAUAGUAUUUCAAGAUGUUUUUAAUUAUUUUGGAUGUUGAAAUAAAGCAUGUUUAUGUGGUCAACUGGA
Molecule: messenger RNA, 5730 nt
Organism: Xyrauchen texanus (razorback sucker)
Lineage: Eukaryota; Metazoa; Chordata; Actinopteri; Cypriniformes; Catostomidae
Gene: col1a1b
Product: collagen, type I, alpha 1b
Exons: 51
Coding region: 134-4498 (1454 amino acids)
Molecular function (GO): protein binding; extracellular matrix structural constituent
Source: RefSeq, a predicted model, not a curated record